CCCGCGGCGCUGAAGGAGCGCGGGGCCGCCUGGCCCGCCGCGGGGCCGGACUGAGUGCGCAGCCUGCGGGCCGAAGGUGUAUGUGGCUGCCAAAAGGGGAGGCUCCCCUGAAGACACACUGACAGGCGCCUUGUGUCCUCUGUACCCUGGCUGCCUAGGGCUGACCUUAUGUGGCCCACCUCAUUGGUCCUGCUGUGCCGACUGGAGCACCAUCAGGAGGGUGCAGGCAGGGCCCGGCCAUGACUGCUCCUUGACCCCAGCCAGGCUCCUGAGGCCUAGAAAGAGCAGAAACUCCAAGGGGCUCUCAGGGCCCGCUGUGGACUGGCCCUGCCCUCCCUCUCCCUUGGCAAGGUACCAGGAAGCUAGAGCUUUGUUAUCUGGGUAAUUAGCUUCAGACCCUGGACUGAGUCCGGCCAGGUCUUAGGGCUACGUCCCACAAUAGGUGUACCCUGAUCUCAAAAGGGAAGUGAGGUGCUGCCUGUCUAGAGCCCCUGCUAUCUGAGCAACCAAGGGGCCAGGCCUGCGUGGGACCAGCUGUGGCAUCCUUACACGCCCUUCCUGCUUGGGCUGUGCCCCUCAGGGCUGCCUGGGCCUGAUCACAGCCUCGCCAGGGGCCAAGGGCACAAGCCUCAGGAAGGGAAUGCCCUCAAAGGUGUCAGUCCAGCCAGCCGCUCUGCCACUCAAGCCUGGUCUGACCCCCAUCCCCUGCACUGCGGUACCCCAAGCAGCCCUGUGGGUAGACACCCCCGACCAUGGCUGAGCACCUGGAACUACUGGCAGAGAUGCCCAUGGUGGGCAAGAUGAGCACCCAGGAGCGGCUGAAGCAUGCCCAGAAGCGGCGUGCCCAGCAGGUGAAGAUCUGGGCCCAGGCUGAGAAGGAGGCCCAGGCCAAAAAAGGCAAGUGGAAGCAGCUGCAGAAGGAGGCAGCUGGCCGAGGGCCCCCGAAGCAAGUUGUCUUCCCUCCCAGCAUUGUCCUUCUGGAAGCUGCUGCCCGAAAUGACCUGGAAGAAGUCCGCCAGCUCCUCAGGAGUGGAGUCAGCCCCGACCUGGCCAAUGAGGAUGGGCUGACAGCACUGCACCAGUGCUGCAUUGAUGAUUUCCGAGAGAUGGUGCAACAGCUCCUGGAGGCUGGGGCUGACGUCAAUGCCCGUGACAGCGAGUGCUGGACCCCCCUGCAUGCUGCAGCCACCUGUGGCCACCUGCACCUGGUGGAGCUUCUCAUUGCCCGGGGUGCUGACCUCCUGGCAGUCAACACUGAUGGGAACAUGCCUUAUGACCUGUGUGAGGAUGAGCAGACACUGGACUGCCUGGAGACUGCCAUGGCCAGCAGGGGCAUCACCCAGGACAGCAUUGAGGAGGCGCGGGCCGUGCCGGAGCUGCUCAUGCUGAAGGACCUCCAGAGCCUUCUGCAUGUUGGGGCCGACCUCAAUGCCCCGCUGGACCAUGGAGCCACACUGCUGCACAUGGCCGCCGCCAGUGGGUUCAGCGAGGCAGCUGCCCUGCUGCUGGAGCAUGGAGCCAGCCUGAGUGCCAAGGACCUCGACGGCUGGGAGCCGCUGCACGCUGCCGCCUACUGGGGACAGGUGCACCUGGCGGAGCUGCUUGUGGCAAACGGGGCCGACCUGAAUGGGAGAUCCCUGACGGAUGAGACACCCCUUGAUGUCUGUGGUGAUGAGGAGGUGCGGGCCAGGCUGCUGGAGCUGAAGCAGAAGCAGGAUGCACUCUUGCGAGCCCAGGGCCGUCAGCGCUCCCUGCUGCGCCGCCGCGCCUCCAGCGCAGGCAGCCGCGGGAAAGUGGUGAGGCGAGUCAGCCUGACCCAGCGCACCGACCUGUACCGCCAGGAGCAUGCCCAGGAGGCCAUCGUGUGGCAGCAGCCACCACCCCCAAGUCCAGAGCCGCUGGAGGAGGACGAGGACCACCAGACAGACGCAGAGCUCUGGCUGCCACCCCCAGAGGAAGAUGACCCUGAGGCGGCCAGGUCCCACAAUGGCCGAGUAGGGGGCCCCCCAGGGCGGCACCUGUACUCCAAGCGGCUGGACCGGAGUGUGUCGUACCAGCUGAGCCCUGUGGAGAGUACCACCCCAGACACCCUUGUCCGGGACAAGGCCCACCACACCUUGGCCGAACUCAAACGCCAGCGGGCUGCUGCCAAGCUCCUGCGACCACAGCCUGAGGGGCCUGAGGCCCCUGAGUCUGGCCUGUCUGCUGACCCCGUGUCCUCCCAGCCGGACUGCGGCUUCGGGGCAGGCGGGGACCCACCCCUGCUCAAGCUCACAGCCCCAUCCGAGGAGGCCCCGAUGGAGAAGAGGCCAUGCUGCUUGCUCAUGUGAGGGGCUGUACCCAUUUCCAGGCCAGCCCGAGGCUUGCCCUGGAGGCCCACUCAGGGUGUGCCCUGGAACUGCAGGUGGGCAGACACCAGAGUCUUCCCCAGCUUCUACCCCUCAGGACAGUGGACUCUCUGUGGGGAUGGACUUUAGGCAGAGCCGUAUCUGCAGGCAUCUGCUGCAGAGUGUUUGUCCUGUGACGCUUGAUAAAGGGGUGUUUCUCCUCAA
Marmota flaviventris (yellow-bellied marmot) is the source of this 2552-nucleotide messenger RNA. It is a transcript of the gene Ppp1r16a, whose product is annotated as protein phosphatase 1 regulatory subunit 16A. Gene Ontology annotation, molecular function: enzyme inhibitor activity; myosin phosphatase regulator activity; protein binding. The record is from RefSeq and is a predicted model, not a curated record. Gene Ontology annotation, cellular component: cytoplasm. Lineage: Eukaryota; Metazoa; Chordata; Mammalia; Rodentia; Sciuridae.